Symbiodinium natans is the source of this 777-nucleotide messenger RNA. NCBI's taxonomy places the organism in Eukaryota, Dinophyceae, Suessiales, Symbiodiniaceae. The record is from the annotation of a GenBank genome assembly.
AUGGAUCAUCUCAGCCCAACCGUCGCCAACAUGAUGACGGGAUGGAGGUCUGCAACGGCAGUGCCGACAAUCAACACCCCGCUGGAAGAGCGGUACGUCGUGACGCGAAAACUGGGUGAAGGGAAGUUUGGCACUGUCAGCUUGGCCGUAAAGAAAGGUACCAACCAGAAGUAUGCGGUCAAAGUUAUGCCCGCAUAUGGAGAUCAGGAGAUGCGCAUCACCAAAUGUCUCAGCCAUCCUCACAUUGUCCGGCUCCACGAGACGGUCCGUAGCCAGAGCUCCCUUUGCCUCAUUCUGGAUCUCUGCCUUGGUGGAGAUCUUCACCAGUGGAUCUCGCAGCGUUUCCGGAAGGACAAGCAUCCGGGCCAGUAUCGCACGCCGCACCGCGCUGAGGUGGCCACCUUCGUGUGGCAGAUGCUGACGGCCGUGGCCUAUCUCCACCACCACAAGAUUGUGCACCGCGACAUUAAGCCAGGGAACCUUCUCCUCGAGGAUCCAUCAGCUCCUGCUACCUUGAAGCUCGCAGACUUCAAUCUUGCGUGCAACUUCCGCAAGGGGCAGCGGCUGUCCUCUCGAUGCGGUUCCUUGAUGUACCUGGCGCCUGAAGUGAUACAGAGAUCUUACACGGAACGCUGUGACGUUUGGAGCAUCGGCGUGACGUUCCAGGACUUGGUCACGGGGGAGGCCCUGUGGCAAGCGCAGGAGGAGCCGGUGAUUGAGAGAAUGAUCCUGCAGCAAAAACCCGAGCUUCGCAACCGACACUGGCCGCUUGGCUGA